Oncorhynchus mykiss (rainbow trout) is the source of this 2509-nucleotide messenger RNA. Its product is annotated as E3 ubiquitin-protein ligase TRIM16. Lineage: Eukaryota; Metazoa; Chordata; Actinopteri; Salmoniformes; Salmonidae. Gene Ontology annotation, molecular function: protein binding; zinc ion binding. The record is from RefSeq and is a predicted model, not a curated record.
CCCCUUCCGAUCUCGGAUCGAUCUCUCGCUGCUAGUCGGUUAUCAACAAUUAUAUUUGAAUUGUGAUGUCUUAUAUUGAAAUCACGACUGGUAAAAAUGGAAUUAUUGAAUUCCAAUUAGACUAGUUCAACUGCUGGACUGGGAGAUACAUUUUACGUCUACCUAGAUUUUUUCAUUUCUGCCGGGGUGUGCCUUUGUCUUUCCAGUUAUUGGUCUUUGUGAGUGAUAGCUAAAAUGGCUGAGCAGGGAGUUCUCCUGGACCAGGACCAGUUCUGCUGCUCUAUCUGUCUGGAUUUACUGAAGGAGCCGGUCACUAUCAACUGUGGACACAGUUACUGUAGCAAUUGUAUUGAGGACUGCUGGGAUAAGGAUGAUCCAAAGGGCGCCUACAACUGUCCCCAGUGCAGACAGACUUUCUCACCUAGGCCGGCUCUGAUGAAGAAUAGCUUGCUAGCCAUGGUGGUUGGGAACAUGAGGAAGAUAGGACUCCAGCCUACUCCUCCUGCUAUGUGCUUUGCUGGACCUGGAGAUGUGGAAUGUGAUUUCUGCAAUGGAAGAAAGCAGAAAGCUCUCAAGUCAUGUCUGGUGUGUCUAGCCUCUUACUGUGAGACUCAUCUCCAGCCUCAUUAUAAUAUAGCUCCAUUGAUGAAGCACAAGCUGAUCAAAGCCACCACACAAUUGCAGGACAAUAUCUGCUCUCAUCAUGACAAACUGCUGGAGAUUUUCUGCCGGACCGACCAGCAGUGUAUCUGUUAUCUGUGUACCAUGGAUGAACAUAAAGGCCAUGAUACAGUCUCAAUCACAGCUGAAAAGAUGGAGAAACAGAAGCAGAUCGGGCUGAGUCAGCAGAAGGUCAAGCAGAGAGUCCAGGAGAGGGAGAAGGAGUUGAAGGAAGUGCAAAAGGCUGUGGAGUCUCUCAGUCGCUCUGCACAGGCGGCAGUGGAGGAAAGUGAGAGGAUCUUCACAGAAUUGAUUGACUCCGUUGAGCGAAGGCGCUCUGAGAUGAAGGAGCUGAUUGUAGCCCAGGAGUAUACAGCUGUGAGUCAAGCUGAAGGCCUCAUGGAGCGCUUGGAGCAGGAGAUCGCUGAGCUGAAAAUGAGAGGGAUUGAGCUGGAGAAGCUCGCACACACAGAGGAUCACAUCCAUUUCCUGGAGAGUUAUCAGUCUCUCGCCAGUCCCAGUGUAUUUUCAGAUUUGCCCACCAUCGCUGUCCGUCCUCUUCCGCACUUUGAGGAUGUGAGUGAGGCUGUGUCUAACCUGAGAGAGAAACUAGAGGGCGUCUUGAAGAGGGAAUGGUGCAGAAUUUCCACCAGAGUGAAUCUAGUAGAUGUUCUACACCCUCCCGAACCCAAGACCAGAGCCGACUUCUUACAAUAUUCCUGUCGGCUCACCCUGGACCCACACACAUUAUACAGACAACUCUUUCUGUCUGAGCUAAACAGAAAGGUGAAACUGAAGCGCAAAGGCUACUCCUACCCCAGCCGUCCAGACAGAUUCACUCAGUUGUGUCAGGUGCUGUGCAGGGAAGGUCUGUCUGGGCGCUGUUACUGGGAGGUGGAGUGGAGUGGGUGGAAGAUUUAUGCAGGCGUCUCAUAUAAAGACAUCAGCCGAUCAGGGCCUGCGGACGAUUGUCAAUUCGGACACAAUGACAAGUCCUGGAGUUUAGAGUGCUGUAGUAAUGGUUACUUUUUCCGACAUAAUAAUGUCAAGACUGAAGUGGCACGCCCUCAGUCCUCCAGAGUAGGAGUGUAUCUUGAUCACCAGGCGGGCACUCUGUCCUUCUACAGUGUUUCGGACAAAAUGACCCUCUUGCACAGAGUCCAGACUAAAUUCACUCAGCCCCUCUAUCCUGGGUUUUGGCUUCAUUGUUUUAAGACCACUGCUGAGCUAUGUGAGCUAGAGUAGAGGCCCCUGUCAGAGUGAUGCUUUACCAUCCCCUACUACUCCGAAUUGUUUAUCAGAGAUAAACAUUUCCUUCUAUGAAUCUCAGGAUUGACUUUCACAGAUUGAACUCUCUAGUCUAGAUAUAAUUUGAGGUUAUUUUCCCCAAAAUGUUAGGCAUAAAGUUCAUCUAAUGUAAUGUUCUCGCUUAAGAAUAAAGUGAAUGUAAUGUUCUCGCUUAGGAAUAAUGUGAAUCUAAUGUUCUCGCUAGCCAGACAAUCCAUAUCUCUGGUGAGAUUUUACUUCUGAAGGCAGCAUGUAGUAAGGCAGGAAGUACAUUGUUUUCAGAAUGAUCUCUCAACUUGUCCUGGCUGUGUGUUACAUAUUCUAUGUCAGAGAUGUUGGCAAUUUUUAUGUAGGCUACUGUUUACACAUACUUUUUUUUCCUCCUGCAUAUCGUAUUUCUUUUUGUCCUAGAACUCUCAAAUACAUCAUGUUACAGGUCCCCUGCAGGUCCAUAUUGUAUCAAUUAUCUUUCAAUCAACUGAGCCUAUAUUUACAGUGUUCACUCAAUAUUGACAAUGCUGAACCAAAUGCAAACUGAUAAAUAAAAAGCGUAUUUGUUGAA